AUGACGAACCAGUUCCCCCACUCCGCAUAUAUGCAAAAAUGUAUCUCUCUCGCUGAACAAUCCCCACCACGCCCAACAAACUUUCGCGUGGGAGCGAUUCUUCUGUCUCGCAAGAAUGAUGACUCUACAGGUGCCGAGGACCGCAUCCUCUCCACCGGUUAUACCAUGGAACUAGCAGGCAACACACAUGCUGAACAAUGCUGCUUCUCCAACUUUGCCGCUGUACACAAUGCCUCUGAAGAUAAUGUCGCCUCAGUACUCCCCGAUGAGCCAGACCGCAAGCUCCUGAUGUACGUCUCCAUGGAGCCGUGUGGUAAAAGACUGUCGGGAAAUACCCCGUGCGCCCAGCGUAUUGCACGGACUCGCGAGGGAGGACGGCCCGGGGUACAUAAGGUGUUUUUUGGGGUGAAGGAGCCGGAGACCUUUGUUGGCGAGUCGGAGGGGUGUCGGAUGCUGAGUGCUGCGGGGAUUGAAUGGGAGCAUAUUGGCGGGUUUGAACGGGAGAUCUUGACGGUUGCCACGGCGGGUCAUGAGAAUAGUGAAGCCGAGGUCAAGGCUGCGUUGGGAGAAGAUCGACAGGAGACGAAUGUGGACGAUAUCAGUCCGGAGGAGAGACGGCGGCAAGAGCAGAUGCCUCGAAACCCCAAGAAGAGAAUGAUGGAAGGGGAAACAAUGAUUUACUAG
Molecule: messenger RNA, 684 nt
Organism: Penicillium oxalicum
Lineage: Eukaryota; Fungi; Ascomycota; Eurotiomycetes; Eurotiales; Aspergillaceae
Product: putative DRAP deaminase
Exons: 1
Coding region: 1-684 (227 amino acids)
Molecular function (GO): catalytic activity
Source: RefSeq, a predicted model, not a curated record